Pristis pectinata (smalltooth sawfish) is the source of this 5806-nucleotide messenger RNA. It is a transcript of the gene pde10a, whose product is annotated as phosphodiesterase 10A. The transcript has 23 exons. Bases 739 to 3165 code for a protein of 808 amino acids. Gene Ontology annotation, biological process: signal transduction; negative regulation of receptor guanylyl cyclase signaling pathway. Gene Ontology annotation, molecular function: 3',5'-cGMP-stimulated cyclic-nucleotide phosphodiesterase activity; protein binding. NCBI's taxonomy places the organism in Eukaryota, Metazoa, Chordata, Chondrichthyes, Rhinopristiformes, Pristidae. The record is from RefSeq and is a predicted model, not a curated record.
UCUACUGGCAGUGGCUGGGCGCUCCCUUCUCCGGGCACUUGGUUGAUAUUCCAGUGCAUAAGGGGCGCCGGGUCGCUCGCCCCUGCAUCGGCGCUCCGUGCGGCAGCCGGCAGCUGGACCAGCUUGGCACUCUGCAAACACAUUCCUCGCUCUUCCCACCUGGCAUUUGGCAGGAUGAGAGUCCACCCUUGGAGCUCCGUCACCGGAUCCCCAACAAGUGAAGGCGACCGGGGGGCGGCCCCUUACCCGACCGAAGGGAGAAAAUGAGAGCAGAGUUUUUUACGCACAUUUCCACUCCAAGUCUUCUCGGGCACACGUGAUCCGUUAGCUGCGAUCCGCAACACACGGUCCUCCCCUCCCCUCCCCUCCCCUCGGUCCGCGGGAAAGGCGCGGGUGUCUGUUUUAUCCUGGUGGCUGACAGCACCGUCAAGUUUCUUGCCAGAGGUGCAAAGAGAAGCGCCGCUGGGAGUGAGCGUGGGCAUCAGUUGGUGAACUGUGCCCAUCACUGAAAGGCGAGGAGGAGAGGAGAGGAGGGGGUCGCCCCGUCACGACUCUUGAAGGCUCAGCCAUUUCUCCCGGUCUCGCCGCCUCCUCCCCUCCAGGAGAAAGUCCCUUCUUUCUCUGACUGCUAAUCCCUGCCCAUCCUUCGAGCUGCACGCCAACCCGUCCCUCCCCAGAAAAGAGGGCGAAGUGAAACAAGGCAACUCAAACCAAGAAAAAAACCGAAAUAUCUCGUCGAUGUCGAAAAAACGUAAAGCCCUUGAAGGAUCCCUGGUCCCGGAGGCGUCGCCAGCUACGGGGGCGAAAGACCAAGUUACUGAAGCAGAAGAACCCGAGGAAACACUGACUGCUGGUCUGACAGAUGAAAAAGUAAAGACUUAUCUUUCCCUUCAUACACAUGUACUAGAAGAAUUUGUGGCAGACAGUGUUGAUGUUGAAACAGUAGAAAAAUGGCUAAUGAAAAAACACAACAGGCAAGAUGAUGACACCUUGUCCAAGGAAACUAAUAGGUACUUGGAAAGCAACAUUCAGGCAGUGGUCUAUGAAUUAAAUUCCUACCUAGAACAGCGUCUGGACGUUGGCGGUGACAACAAACUACUAUUGUAUGAAUUGUCCAACGUCAUAAAAACAGCUACCAAUGCUGACACAUUUGCGCUUUAUUUUGUGGGAGAAUGCAGCAAUCAAUCACUGUGCUUGUUUACUCCAAUGGGAUUAAAAGAUAAACAACAGCGACUUAUUCCUGCUGGACAAGUUGGAUAUGGCACUACAAUAGCGUCAUAUGUAGCCAAGUUCAGGAAAACGCUCUUAGUAGAAGAUAUUGCUGGGGAUAAACGAUUUCCCAAAGGGACAGGGCUGGACUCAGCGACUCCUAUCCAAUCUGUUCUCUGUUUACCAAUAAUCACUGCCACAGAUGAAUUAAUAGGUGUUUUGGAAUUGCAUCGAUAUUUUGGCAAAGAUCCUUUUGAUGUCAACCAGCAGAAGGUUGCCACUGCAAAUUUAGUAUGGGCUUUGGUGGCAAUACAUCAAAUCCAGGUGUCCAAAGGUCUUGCCAAGCAAACUGAAUUGAAUGAUUUUCUACUGGAUGUUUCCAAAACCUACUUUGAUAAUAUAUUGGCAAUAGAUUCACUACUUGAACACAUUAUGAUAAAUGCAAAAAGCUUGGUGAAUGCAGAUCGCUGUGCACUCUUUCAGGUUGACCACAACAAGAGAGAGUUGUAUUCAGACUUGUUUGACAUCGGUGAAGUGAAAGAAGGAAGACCAGUCUUCAAGAAAACCAAAGAGAUUAGGUUUUCUAUUGAGAAAGGAAUUGCUGGACAAGUGGCACGGACAGGAGAAGUUCUAAACAUUCCUGAUGCCUAUGCAGACCCUCGCUUCAACAGAGAAGUAGACCUGUAUACAGGGUAUACAACACGAAGCAUUCUCUGCAUGCCUAUCGUCAGCCGAGGGAUUGUCAUUGGUGUUAUACAAAUGGUGAACAAAAUGAGUGGUAAAGCCUUUACUCAAACAGAUGAGAAGAACUUUAAAAUGUUUGCAGUUUUCUGUGCUUUGGCUUUACACUGUGCAAAUAUGUACCACAAAAUACAACAAUCAGAGUGUAUUUAUCGGGUCACAAUGGAGAAGCUGGCUUAUCACAGUAUAUGCACAUUUGAAGAGUGGCAGAGCCUCAUGAAAUCUACACUUCCCAAAGCCCUUUGCAAAGAAAUUGAACAAUUCCAUUUUGAUAUCAGCCCCUAUGAGGACCUCUGGCCAAGUAUUUUUGUCUAUAUGAUCCAUAGCAGCUGUGGAAAGAACAGCAUUGAUCUGGAGAAACUGUGUCGGUUCACAAUGUCAGUGAAGAAAAACUACCGCCGUGUGCCUUACCACAACUGGAAACAUGCGGUCUCUGUGGCACAUUGCAUGUACACCAUCCUGCAGAGCGUCCAGGGCACAUUUUCAGAAUUGGAGAGAAAAGGUCUCCUUGUGGCUUGUUUGUGUCAUGACCUAGACCACAGAGGUUAUACUAACAGCUAUCUACAUAAGUUUGACCACCCACUGGCUGCUCUAUAUUCCACUUCCACAAUGGAGCAGCAUCACUUCUCCCAGACAGUUGCUAUCUUACAGUUGGAAGGGCAUAAUAUUUUCGACAAUCUGACAGGUGAUGAAUAUGAACAUUUGCUAGACAUCAUUCGGAAAGCCAUCAUUGCCACUGAUCUGGCACUAUAUUUUGGCAACAGAAAACAGUUAAGUGACCUGCUGCAAGCAGGAGCAUUGAACAUCAACAAUCAAGCACACAGAGACAGGGUGAUUGGUCUAAUGAUGACAGCUUGUGACCUCUCCUCCGUCACCAAGUUAUGGCCAGUUACCAAGGCAACAACCAAUGAUAUCUAUGCUGAAUUCUGGGGAGAGGGUGACGAGAUGAAAAAAGUGGGAAUACAGCCGAUGCCUAUGAUGGACAGGGAUAAAAAUGAUGAGAUCCCCGAGGGCCAGGUUGGUUUCUACAAUGCUGUAGCCUUGCCUUGCUAUCGUAUACUUGCAGAGAUCUUUCCAGCAAGCACUCAGCUGCUAAAAUCUUGCAGAGAGAAUCUUGCUCAGUGGGAGAAGAUAGUACAAUCAAGAGGUGCCUCAGGAACAACUCGAAACCCAACAGCCCCUUUGAAGAACAGCCCUGUAAAAAUUGAGAACUAAUGGAACCAAUACUCUGAAAUGAAUGCUCCACUGUUAAGUGUUUGGCUCCAAACUGAAGAGGAGCCUGUAACUGUUGGUGAUACAGUAACAUUACCUCAUGAAUCCAUGACAACAUGACUCCCUUUCUAGUUGAUAACACUAGACAUCUGGAAACUUAACAUUUUGUAAGGCAUCAGAUGUAACUGAGCAAAUCUGUUGUGUCUGAAAAUAACAUGAUUUUUUAAGAGAACAUUGGCCCUUAACCAUAUGCUGUAUUGCUGUGGCCUUAAUAUACUUCUAAACAGGGAGGUACUUUCCAUGCAAUUGUAUGCUAGGUGUAGCAUCUGCAGUGGUACUUAAAAUAAUCUGUCUAGGUUGAAAACAGUACUGGUCUGAAAUCAUUAUUUUCGUUAUAAGUAGUUUAUAUAUUAGUAUGAAUGUUGGUAGAAGAUAUAUAUAUAGAAGGAGGUUGCAUUGUAGUAGUUGUAGUCUGAGAGUGACAAAUAUUGUUAAAUUAUUACUUAAACUGAUGACAGCAUGCAUCAGACAUGCAUCAGAUGUGCAAAUUGCAAAAAAUAAGACAGAUCUUUCAGCCAUCUUCGAACUAUUUCCAAUCUAGAACAGCGAAGGAAAUUCAUCAUCAGAUUUCUAUUGGGGGUGUAAAUGAAUGCAAGUCAUGGGAUGAAGAAUUUCUUUGUAGGAAAGACAGAAGCAAUGUUUUCCUCCUGACCUGUAACAAGCUGGUUUAGACAUUUCAUUUACGUCAUUAGUUUGAGCAGUAAUUUUGGUGAAAGGAUGUAUGGUGAAGGUGCUCCAGAUUGGAUAAAAUCUUGGUAAACUUGACGUUGGUAAUUUGAAAUAGCAAAGCUAAUAUUUUCCCCAUAUCUAAACAGUAGCAUGUAAUGAUGGGCAGAGGGAACAAGACAGCAGCAACAAUUCAGUAAAAAGUUUGUCAAGAUCUCAGCAGGAUGGCAAUUUUAAAAAGUUUUUUUUAAACCUUUUAGUUCUUAAAUGGGUGAAGUGAGUGAGAGAUGAGAAGUAAGAAUUUACCUGCUUACUCAAUGAGUGGCAUUCUUGAGUUUGCAGGUUUGUGAUGCAUUAUAUCAUAGGACAGAUGUUCUCUCGAUACAGGAGGCACCGAGUGACACUCAUGGCUGCCCUACAGUGAACAAUCACACCUGUCAUUUGAGCCAUCAUAAUGCCACUGAUAGCUGAAGUAGUUGAAUUGAACCCCAACCAGAAGUUCCAAUGCUUUUGUACCCUUCAGCUGUUCCUACUCCAGAGUAAGGUACUAGAUAAAAGUUUUGCAUUUGAAAAGGAAAACAUGAGAGCAUCUGACAGGCACAAGGUAAGUAAACUACCUGCCAACAGAUCAAAGGACCAUAUUAAUGUGACAAUGAUUGCACAGAUUUAUUCCAGGAAUGAAUAAUCUUUUUGUCUUCGUGGAUCACUCAUCCAAGUAUUGUUCAUUACCAUAUGCCACUUCUGAAUAAUGAGAAUACUGAAUAGCAUUCACUAACCACCAAUGAAAUUAAAAAUGAAUCUUGCCGUUCAAGGUUUAGAAAUAAUUUGCACAAUCUAAGUUAUACAAUCAGUAGCUUGGCAAACCUAUGGAAUAAGAUUUACAAGUGUCAAUAGAAAUAGCCUAACCUCUGAGGCAAAGGCUUUAAGCAUAUACUGUCCUGCUUUCCUGACUAAAGUGGGAUGUGUGAUUGCUAGAACAUUCCCAAUAAUUGAAAAAGAAAUAUUGGUAAUAUGAUCUUGCAUCCCCACGUCAUGUUUGCUAGACAAAAAGAGAUGAUUCAGGGGAAGAGAAAAUGGAAAUUCUAUCACGCAUAACAAAGAAUGCCCCUUGCAUAAAUGCUUUUAAUCCUUAUCUACUUCUGCACAUCGAUCAUUCCACUUAUAGUAUCUGAACAUUUAAAACAUGCAAAAUUGAAAUAUCCAAAUUGGCAAAACAUUGAAUCCUUUGAACUUCACUUGCCUCCCUAACAUCCAUUGUGAAAGACAUACCAUAGAACUGAUGGGCCUUUUCAAGUACUUCUAAUAUUGCAGUAUGUUGCACUAGUCUACUCAGAAUGCUGUCAAUCUUGUUAGCGCUAGUUUCUUCUGGAAGUUUUAAAACUAUUUUUUGCACUCUUUCAUUGUACUUAAUAUAAUGGAAUGCUUUGUGUGCAUGUAAUAUGUACAAACAAACUGGAACUUCAUAACAUAUUACCAAUCACGCCAGCUGCCUAAGCAGCUUCAACGUCACCUGUAAAUAUAAGAAAAUGCUGACUAACUGUCCACUUUAGCUUUAUUAUAACAUGUAAUGUUUCAGUGUAACAAAUGUUAAUAUUUAGGCAAUUGUUUACUGCAAGUGAUCUUGGUUAUGUACAUUUACAAUGCAGAAACAUAACAUUGUUAUUGUAAAUUAAUUUUUACACAGUAUAGUAUGUUGGUUUAAAAAGUCCAAAGUUUUGGAUGGGCUUUUAUGUUACAAGAGAAGUAUUUCCAGAGUAGAUGUGUGUUGACUAGUAACAGGACAUACUCUGUAAGUAGAGAAAAUGGAAAAAAAUGCAAGUGCAAUAAUUUUGAGGUGUCUUAACUUCCAGUUUAUAAAUUAUAAAUAUUGUAUAUGUUCUGUAAGUUUUCUUGUCUCUUCAUUUGCAGUCUUUGUAUU